Molecule: messenger RNA, 2766 nt
Organism: Perca flavescens (yellow perch)
Lineage: Eukaryota; Metazoa; Chordata; Actinopteri; Perciformes; Percidae
Gene: gprin3a
Product: GPRIN family member 3a
Exons: 3
Coding region: 1-2766 (921 amino acids)
Biological process (GO): mRNA processing; mRNA export from nucleus
Cellular component (GO): THO complex part of transcription export complex
Molecular function (GO): mRNA binding
Source: RefSeq, a predicted model, not a curated record
AUGGAAAACUCCCCAAAUAUUACUAAACGCACAAAGGAUGUCUUCCAAUCAGAAUGCCCUAUUCCAGAAGAGGCGGAGCUUGCAGAUGCCCUUGGCAAUACAGAUCCCAACGCCAACUGGGGGGCGGAGCCUAAUUUCAACCUCAACCUCACUCGGACAUCACCAAGCAACCCCCGCCCAGCCAUAGAGACCUCGAAGCUGCAUGGAGCGAACAAAAAGGAUCAUGGGAACAAAGGAGGUGGGGCAAAAGGAGCGGUUACUAUGGAAACUGGCAAGUCAGCAAGCACCCUGAUGACCCGUGUGAAGUCACCAAGGGAAAGAGAUGAUCCAUCUCGACCAAAAAGCAAGAUUUCAGCUUUGUCUCGCUCACCAACAGCGGAGGCGUUGGUGAACAGCAAAGAUGAGCAAAGUUUGAAAUCCCCAAACCCCAACCGACCAAAAUCCCCAAAUCAGAGGGCUGAAAUGGCACUGCUCAGCACCAAGGCUCCUCAACCAAGUUCUUUAAGUGCCAAACUGUCCACACAGAGGAAAGCUUCCGGGACCAGAAACAGUAACGCAUCAGGGUCCAAGGAGAAUCUUGAUGGUAAAGAUUCAAGCGUCAGUUCUGGAUCCAAAACCAGUUCCCAAUCCAGUUCAAAUUCUAAAACCACAACCAAGGACAGUCUGGACUCCAAAACCCUCCCCGAUUCCCAAGCCAGUCCCAACUCUAAAGCAGCAAUGGGGUCCAAAGAUAGCCUUGAUUCUAAAAGCGGUUCUGCUUCCAAAACAAGUUGGGGAUCAAGGGACAGCUUAGACUCCAAAACGGGCUCCAAUUCCAAAGCCAGUCCCAAUUGUAAGUCCGGGAUGGGAUCCAGAGAUAGCCUUGAUUCUAAAACUGCAACGGAAAUUAAAACAAGCAAAACCAAUCCAGAUUCUAAGACGGUUGUGGGUUCGAAAUCUGGCAUUGGGUCAAAGGACAACCUAGAUCCUAAAACUCAGACUUCAGACUCUAAAGCCAGUUCAAAUCUCAAAAGCAGCCCAAGUUUUAAACAGGGCUCUGAAUUAAAUCCCAGCUCUAAUUCUAAUGUCUUUUCCAGGUCUAAACCUGGUCCGACCCGUUCUGCUUCUUCUAAACCUUCUCUGGUGGCGUCUGGCUCUAAGAGGGACCUUGUUGGAUCUGUUUCUGGAACUUGUCUGUCUGGGUCCAAAGACAACAACCCCAAGGUUGCAAGCUUCAGUGCUAAACCCAGUCCAGAUGUUAAAGCUUGUUACGAUUCUUCUAAGCCUGGACCAUGUCGGUCUAGCUCAAAGUCAGCUCUGGCAGAUAUGUCACCCUCCUUGAUACUGUCUCCUACACCAAGUCCGGCAAGUAUCAGUCCUGGGUCUGAACCUGGCAAAGCUCUUGGUCCUAAUCCGGCUGGACCAAACGGGGACGUCCCGAGGAGUCCUGGUUCUGAUCCAGAUUCUGGUGUGAUUUCAGGCCUGCUGGAUCCUCUGGCCACCUCCAGCCCCAAAACCAGAACCACUGUUGCGUUGACAAUGAUGAAAGGAUCCACAUCAGCGCCUGCGGCUGUUGCAUUAAACACCAGCAGGACAUCCAUUAAUAUCAGUCUAACUCGGGGUCUCACCUUUGACUCUAUCACCAAGACAUCGGCAAAAACAGAUGCUGCUGUUGACGAAGAACAUUUGAAACUGCCGGAGACCAAAGUGACAGCUGUACAAGAACCGGCAUUAUCCCAGGGUGCCGUGCAAGGGGUAGAUGUGACUGACAACAUAGGGUGGUUGCCAGGAGAUGGAAAGACACUGGGCACCCCGCUGAGCAAACCAAGUCAACUGGGAGACGGAAAUGCCAUCACCAUUGGUAGCAACAUCCCAUCGCCAAGGGCAAGGGGUGUGGAGAGGAAAAAGGAAGACAAGAAGAAGCAAGAGAGGGGGAAACCGAAAUAUGGUCCAGGGAGUUCUUCAUCUCCCUCUCCUUCAUCACCCCUAAAUCCUCUUGCUAAGCUUUCCACUUGUCCAGCGAGCUCCAAGACAGUAAGGGAGAUCGCGACCAUGACCAGCCCGAAUGAGAGGCUUCAUCUGCAGGCAGGGGAGCGCAGAGAAGUGGGCGUCCAAGUGGAGGUGGUCGAAUGCUCGGCUUCCACCAGCUCCAGCCGCCACAGGGGGGCUCCCUCCUCCCCGAUUGGCUCUCCCAGCUGCAAGGCAGGUAGUUCGAAUCCUCCGACCGUCCCGUCGCUGUACUGCAUCCCCGCCGGGCAGCCGCCUUUCCAGCACGUCUGCAAGAUCGACAUCGAGCUGUGCAGCCAAUUGGCGCUUCCGUCAGUUGGAGUUGGGCGGGCUAGUUCCCUCCCCGCCUGUAUGCGUACGUACAGCUUCCAGCAGGGCCCCGCCGUCAUGCCCGAGCUACAAUUCAGACAAAACCAAGACGUGAGCGCUGAGAGCAUCUGGGAGGACGAGGAGCAUGACGAGGAGAAGGUAGCAAGGGAGCAAAACAAGGAGGAAGAGGAAGAGGGUGGAGAGGAAAGGGAAGAGACGGGGAAGCCACAGGAGGUGGCGUGGGACCAACAGGGAAGGACGUGGGAGGUGUACGGAGCCUCGGUGGACCUGGAGUCCCUGGGCACUGCCAUCCAGUCCCACUUGGAGUCAAAGAUUCGGGAGCAAGAGAAACAUAUCCGGACUCUGAGGAAAUCCACCUGCUCCGACGGCAGCCUCACAGGUUAUAAGAGGAAGAAGAGGAGAGGAGGGAUUCUGGGAUGCUGCAGAAAGACGCCCAACGUGACUGACUAA